Messenger RNA from Daucus carota subsp. sativus, 1099 nucleotides. RefSeq lists its product as uncharacterized. The record is from RefSeq and is a predicted model, not a curated record. Gene Ontology annotation, molecular function: hydro-lyase activity. Lineage: Eukaryota; Viridiplantae; Streptophyta; Magnoliopsida; Apiales; Apiaceae. Bases 202 to 873 code for a protein of 223 amino acids. Gene Ontology annotation, biological process: fatty acid biosynthetic process. The transcript has 4 exons.
GCACUUGUGAAAAAAUAGACUUCGACUUACCGUCUCGAAAUAUACUUCUCUAUCUCUCCGCCCUCGUGCACUUCCUACUAGCUCCAAACGGACCAAACCACUACCAACUCUCUUCAACACACCUCGGCAUUCUCGCCCCACUCCUCAACUAAAACACACCCCCAUCUUCUCAAUUCUUCAUCUUCACAAACACACAGACAAAUGGCUUCUUCAGCUCUCACUCAUGCUCUGUUUUCUCCUCUCACUUCUCACUCACCCAUUUCUAAUCGGACCCUCCUUACCCCUUCUCUAGCUUUGCCCCGUAAGCAAUUCGGAUCCCCAGUCUUAUCCACCCAUUCCAACUUGACCCACAAAGCUUUCAUUGUCAAUUGUACCCCUCCUGAGAAAGAAUCAACUAAUCAAGAACUUCCAAUUGAAUUGAGGUACCCUGCAUUUCCAACUGUCAUGGAUAUCAACCAGAUUCGCGAGAUUUUGCCUCAUCGCUUUCCGUUUCUUCUAGUUGAUAGAGUGAUUGAAUACAAAGCUGGGGAAUCUGCUGUUGCUAUCAAGAAUGUGACCAUCAAUGAUAACUUUUUUCCGGGGCAUUUUCCGGAUAGGCCAAUCAUGCCCGGUGUGCUCAUGAUUGAGGCAAUGGCACAGGUUGGUGGCUUGGUUAUGUUGCAACCAGAAGUGGGAGGGUCGAAGGAUAAUUUUUUCUUUGCUGGGAUUGACAAAGUGAGGUUCAGAAAACCAGUGAUUGCAGGAGACACCCUGGUGAUGAAAAUGACGCUCACCAAGCUGCAGAAGCGCUUUGGAAUAGCAAAAAUGGAAGGGAAGGCAUAUGUUGGAGGCGAGGUGGUAUGUGAAGGUGAAUUUUUGAUGGCUAUGGGUUAGUGGAUGAAGUUCUUUGAUAGAUGUAUGCUUUAAAUUUUGCUGUACUUGUGCUUUUACCCUUUUUAAACAAUUUUCCUGUACUUGCAUUUCUUAUUCCGUUAAACCAUCUUUCAUGUUGACUGUAAGUGUAAGACAAUUUUCCGGUCCAUGACCGCAGAAGCAUCAGAAUAUCUGUAUUAGAUGAAAUCCACAUAUUUAGAGGAAUAAAAUUCCUUUUGAGUAUUUA